Aspergillus clavatus NRRL 1 is the source of this 225-nucleotide messenger RNA. RefSeq lists its product as uncharacterized. The transcript has a single exon. The record is from RefSeq and is a predicted model, not a curated record. NCBI's taxonomy places the organism in Eukaryota, Fungi, Ascomycota, Eurotiomycetes, Eurotiales, Aspergillaceae. The coding region runs from base 1 to 225 and encodes 74 amino acids.
AUGUGCCUGUCUGCGCCCUCGCUGUCCUCGUCCGCCGCUCUGAUCCGCUUCACUGGCUGCCUUGCCAACUGCCCCUCCCUCUCCGUGAAUCCGGGAUUCGAGCUCGCACUUGGCGAGACCCUGGUUACGCCCGCGUUGUCCGAUACACAGGUUCUAUCUACCUCCCUGCUGUUCGAUUACUCGGUGGCCGAGGUGGUGUGGCUAGGGGUCCAUGGUCCGUCCUGA